Molecule: messenger RNA, 6217 nt
Organism: Onychostoma macrolepis
Lineage: Eukaryota; Metazoa; Chordata; Actinopteri; Cypriniformes; Cyprinidae
Gene: prex2
Product: phosphatidylinositol-3,4,5-trisphosphate-dependent Rac exchange factor 2
Exons: 40
Coding region: 277-5079 (1600 amino acids)
Biological process (GO): intracellular signal transduction
Molecular function (GO): guanyl-nucleotide exchange factor activity; protein binding
Source: RefSeq, a predicted model, not a curated record
CUGGAUUUAGGAUGAAGGUCUUGGGAGUCACAUGGAGCAAAGUUUUUGAUUGAUGUCCAGAAUCCAUUACUACACUUUUCUCAGGCGUGUAGAGUAGUACUGAACUUUGAUGCUGCUUCUGAAUGCAGCCGAUUCGUAGAUUGUUUUUAAAUUGCAUUCAUUUGUUGUGGUGAAUUUGUCUGCUGCUUUUUCAUCAUGUUUCAAGCCUCCAGCCGGCGUCAAUUCGUUUAAACUUCUUCUCUUGCAACUUUGAAGACUCUUAAGAAGACCAUCGAAAUGACUGAGGAAAGCAAAGCCGAACACAGAGCCGAAAGUGGGAAAGAUUUAGAGAAACAGCUCCGUUUGCGAGUUUGUGUUUUGAACGAACUUUUGAAGACCGAACGGGAUUAUGUUGGGACGCUGGAGUUUCUCUCGGUACUUCUUCAUCGCCUCAAUCAGUAUGCUGUUUCUAAAAUUGAUAAGAAUAUCACAGAGGAAACUGUCAAGGUGCUGUUUUCUAACCUGGAAGAGAUCCUGUCUGCACACAGGGACUUCCUGUCCAUGGUUGAAGAGCUUCUGCAGCCCGACCCCAACCCGUAUCAUGAAGUGGGACGCUGCUUCCUGCACUUUAGAGGAAGGUUUCAGAUUUACGACGAGUACUGUGGGAAUCAUGAGAAAGCCCAGAGGCUUCUGCUGGAGCUCAAUAAGAUCAGGACAGUACGCACGCUUCUGCUGAACUGCAUGUUGCUGGGCGGCAGGAAGAACACAGAGGUUCCUUUGGAGGGAUACUUGGUUGCACCCAUCCAGAGGAUCUGUAAAUAUCCAUUACUCCUGAGAGAGCUGCUGAAAAGAACCCCAAAGAAACACAACGACUACUUGAUGGUGCAGGAGUCGCUGCAGGUGAUGAAAGCUGUUUGCUCUAAUAUUAAUGAGGCCAAAAGGCAGAUGGAGAAGCUGGAGGUGCUGGAAGAGUGGCAGUCUCAUAUUGAGGGCUGGGAGGGCUCCAACAUCACAGACAGCUGUACGGAGAUGCUCAUGCAGGGAGUUCUGCUGAAGAUCUCUGCGGGGAACAUCCAGGAACGCAUCUUCUUCCUCUUUGACAACUUGCUGGUGUACUGUAAGAAGAAGAACAGGCGCUUGAAAAACAGUAAGACGGCCACUGAGGGUCCUCGUUACCUGUUCCGAGGCCGAAUCAACACAGAGGUCAUGGAGGUGGAGAAUGUGGAUGAUGGAACAGCGGAUUACCACAGCAGCGGGAACAUCGUGAACAACGGCUGGAAGAUCCAUAACACAGCGAAGAACAAGUGGUUCGUCUGCAUGGCGAAGACGCCGGAGGAGAAGCAGGAGUGGCUGGAGGCCAUAUUAAAAGAGAGAGAAAGACGAAAAACAUUGAGACUGGGCAUGGAGCAGGACACCUGGGUGAUGAUAUCUGAGAAAGGCGAGAAGCUUUAUAACCUCAUGAGUAAACAGGGCCACCUCAUUAAGGACCGCAAGCGCAAACUCACCACCUUCCCCAAGUGCUUCCUUGGAAGUGAGUUUGUGUCUUGGCUGAUGGAGAUUGGAGAGACCAAUAACCCUGAGGAAGGGGUUCAUUUGGGCCAGGCUCUCCUGGAAAACGGCAUCAUCCACCACGUCACAGACAAGCACCAGUUUAAGCCGGAGCCGGUGCUCUAUAGGUUCCGCUAUGAUGACGGCACAUACCACCCUCGCAGCGACAUGCAGGAUGUCAUCUCCAAGGGUGUGAGGCUGUUCUGCAGACUCCAUAGUUUAUUCACACCGGUGAUCAGGGAUAAGGAUUAUCAUCUACGAACGUAUAAAUCGGUGGUGAUGGCCAACAAGCUGAUAGACUGGCUCAUAGCACAGGGUGACUGCCGAAGCAGAGAAGAGGCGCUGAUCUUGGGGGUGGAGUUGUGUGACAAUGGAUUCAUGCAUCACGUUUUGGAAAAAAGCGAAUUUAAGGACGAGCCUCUUCUGUUUCGCUUCUUUGCCGACGAGGAGAUGGAGGGUUCCAACACCAAACACAAGCCCAUAAAGCACGAUCUAAAAAUAGUGGAGAAUGUCAUCGCCAAGUCGCUGCUGAUAAAGCCAAGUGAAGGAGGCUAUGGCUUCACGCUAGAAGACCGAAACAGAGUGCCCAUCGUCAAAUCAGUGGAGAAAGGUUGCCAUGCUGAGAUGGCUGGUCUGGAAGUGGGGAAAAAGAUCUUUGCUAUUAAUGGGGACCUGGUCUUCUUGAGACCUUUCCAGGAAGUGGAAAACUUCCUAAAGCAGUGCUUCCACAGCAAAGGUCCCCUCAGAGUACUGGUCAGCACCAAACCCAGAGAGACUGUGAAGAUCCCAGACUCCGCAGACGGAUUGGGCUUUCAGAUCCGGGGGUUCGGGCCAUCUGUGGUGCAUGCGGUUGGCAGAGGCACCGUUGCGGCAGUCGCAGGCCUUCACCCGGGUCAAUGCAUUAUUAAAGUGAAUGGCAUCAAUGUGAGCAAAGAAAGCCACGCCAGUGUCAUCGCCCACGUCACAGCCUGCAGGAAGUACCGGCAUCCCACACAGCAAGACUCCAUUAAAUGGGUGUACAACAACAGUGAGAGUGCACAGGAAGACCACCAGAGAACCAAUCAGAAGCCCGCCGCAGGGGAGAACGGAGAUGUGUUUGAGUGUAAAGUUGAAGAAGUCAUGGACAAGUUCAACACAAUCGCCAUAAUAGAUGGAAAAAAAGAUCACGUCAGCCUGACGGUGGAUAACGUGUAUCUGGAGUACGGCGUCAUGUACGAGUACGACAGUACGGCUGGGAUGAAGUGUCAUGUCUUGGAGAAAAUGGUGGAACCAAAAGGCUUUUUCAGCCUCACGGCCAAGAUUUUAGAAGCCUUGGCCAGGAACGAUGAGCAGUUGGUGCAGACUUGCAGUCGACUGAGCUCCAGCACAGAGCUCAUCCCUGAGGACCUACAAACCAGGUUCAGUGCAAUGUGCGGCGAGAGACUGGAGCAUAUCAAUCGAAGAAUCACCAAUUACAGGAAGUUUUCACGGGUUUUGAAGAACAGGGCCUGGCCCACGUUCAAGCAGGCGAAGACCAAGGUUUCCCCUCUACACAGCAGUGACUUCUGCCCUACCAACUGUCACAUCAAUGUAAUUGAGGUGUCUUAUCCCAAGACCACUACUUCCCUUGGAAGUGCCUUCGGAGUCCAGCUGGAUAACAGGAAGAACACACUGGAGAAAGGAGGCCGCAAUUCAGAGCAGGGCAAGCUGAACCCUAUGGUUUACGUCCAGCAUAGUAUCACCAGCAUGGCCGCCCCUUCAGGACACAGUCUGAGCAGGGCAGAAGGUCACGGUCUGCGCUUCCUGCUCCGAGAGGACGACCUGCUCAUCCUGGACGCCUACCACAAACUUCUGACCAAACUCACCACUGUCGUCAAAGAGAUGGAGUGCUACGCCGCCCAGAUUCAUGAUUUGCUCUCCUCUAUUACACAUCCCACAGGGUCUGAAGGGAAGCCCACUGAGAGCUACAUUUCAGCUGAGAGUGAGAGCGAGAAAAGUGAACGCAAUGGGAAGAAAGUGUGUUUUAAUGUGACCGGAGACGAGCAGGAGGACUCGGGUCACGACACCAUCAGCAACAGGGACUCCUAUAGUGAUUGUAACAGUAACAGGAACUCUAUAGCGUCGUUCACCAGCAUCUGUAGCAGUCACUGCAGCUCUUAUGUGCACAGCGACGAGAUGGACUCAGGUGACGAGAUGCCAACCAGUGUAUGGAUAUCUCAUGACAAGCAGAAAAAGCUACACGGCUUCCUGGAGCAUCUGUUCAGUCAGGUGGAGUCCAUCACCAGUUUGUUGAAAGGGGCAACUGUGACACGAGCCUUUGAACAGACCAAGUGUUUCACUCCGGGACGAGGACUUCAAGAGUUUCAUCAGGACAUGGAGCCAAAGCUCAACUGCACCAAGAAACUGCGGCUUCACGUCAAGCAGGAUCCGUGGAACCUGCCCAGCAGCGUUCAGGCUCUCACACACACCAUCGCCAAGUUUGUGGAAGAGGUGAAAACGCGCCUAUUGUUGGUCCUGCUGCAAUACACAGACUCAGAGAUUCAGUUAAGGAGAGAUAUGGUGUUCAGUCAGAGUCUGGUGGCAGCGGUUUGUUCUUUCUCAGAGCAGUUGUUGGCUGUGCUAAAUCAAGCUCUCAGCGCUGAGAGUGAAAGUCAGGAAGCCAGUCGCCGCUGGCUGGAGCAGAUCUCCUCCGCUGGUCUUCUGUUGCAUUUCCAAUCCCUGCUCUCCCCCAACUUGACGGAUGAGCAGGCCAUGCUAGAAGACACACAAGUUGCUCUCAUAGACCUGGAGAAGGUCACCUUCUAUUUCCGGCAGUUUGAAGGAGAGCCUCUUGUUGCUAACAUGCCCAUCUCAUACCAAGUUGAGGGCACACGACAGGCUUUGAAGGUCUGUUUUUACCUGGAGGCAUUCUACUUCCAGCAGUUACCCCAGAGACUAAGGCACGGUGGAAGCUUCAAAAUCUACCCCAUCCUGUUCACCCAGGCCUUGGAGAGCAUGGAGGGAUAUUAUUACCGAGAAAAUGUGUCAGUGGAAGAGUAUCAGGCCCAAAUCAAUGCUGGAUCCCUGGAGAAGGUCAAGCAGUACUACAAGAGACUCCGGGCCUUUUAUCUGGAUAAAUCGAACCUUCCCCCCAGCUCGGCUCCCAAAGCAGCCUUCAUAGACAAGCUGAUGCGUCCUCUGAAUGCUCUGGAUGAGUUGUACAGACUGAUGGAAAGUUUUAUCUCGUGUCGGCGGACGGCUGCGUGCCAGUUCACAGCCUGUGGAGCGUCUGGAGUCGGGCUGCUCACCGUGGCCUCGGAGCUGUGCAGCCGCCUGGGAGCUUGUCACAUCGUCAUGUGUAACAGCGGAGUACACCGUUGUACUCUGAGUGUCACGCUGGAACAGGCCAAUCUUCUGGCCCGCAAUCACGGCUUGCCCCCACGAUGCAUCAUGCAGGCCACUGACGUUAUGAGGAAGCAGGGAGCAAGAGUGCAGAAUUCGGCCAAGAACCUGGGAGUGAGAGACCGCACCCCAUCGACAGUGCCAAGAUUGUACAAACUGUGCCAGCCUCCUCCUCCUGACAGCGACCCCUGAACCCAAGUCUUCAACAGAUCUGGACCAUCUUUGGUUCAUCUCCAGAUGACACACACACACACUGUCCACGUCAAGAGAGUGUCUGGACGUUCACCCUCACUCCUGCUCAGAGGCAGAUCUGUCACCUCUCAACUCAAAGGAUUCACAGCGUAAUAUCUAUUGACUUUUGUCAUAGCUUUUUAAAGGCACCAUUAUUUUUUUAUUUCAUGCUUUGCUACGGCGCAUCUUAUUCUAGACCGGAUCAAACAAACAGGAUGUCUGAUCUCCCAGCUGCUGUCAAGUCAUUCACAAAAAUAGAAUGUCAAUCACAAUGUCUGUUUCAAAUAACUUUAUUCGUCAUGUAAAAAAAUAAUUGCACAGUGCUUUAGUCUCUGUAUGUUAAGGCGUAACUUUUGUUUAUAAUUCCUAUUUGGGCAUAGCAUCCAAAAGCCUCAUUGCAACUGUAUGUGCAUUUUUACUUCAUCUAUUUUCAUAUAAAUCUUUAACAUAUGUAUAGGUUUGGCUUUCACAUUAUUAGGUUUCUCAACUUAGAGUUUAUUAACACCAUAGUGCAUUAAGCUACAUGUUGCAGUCUUAGUGCUGCAGUCUCAGUGAAUAUGGAGUGACAUACAGUACUGGAAAGUUCAUGCGGCACGGUCAUCAGUGUUAUAGAUUUAUAUAUUUGUCACACUUACAUAGGUAUAUAAGUCAUUUUGUCUCCACAUUUAAAAUAUUCAGUACUCAGGAGUUGUUGUUGUAUGUUAUAUUAAUGUUGCUUAAAAUAACCAAUUAAUCAAUCAUUACUAUGCAAUACUGAGAAACCGCUCUAAACAGGAAUUGUUUAUUAACUCAAAGUUCCAUUAAGUUCCAUUUCGAGAAAUGAAGAUAUUUUAUACAAUACAUCUGUCAGAAUUAAUAUGCUCUAGAUAAAAGCAGUCGGAAGGGAACAUAAAUGCAUGUGAAAAUAUUACUGUAAAAAAGUUUUCACUGAAAAAGACAGUUAUUUAUUUUGUCAUAAAACUAACCCAUUUUGAGAUUUUCCAAAUACAUUUAUCUAUGUAUCUUUUUUAACCUGAAAACCAGGUUGAUUUCCCCAUUAUUACAAUAAAUUGUAAUGUCAAAUUGUAAUUAAUUUCAAAUAAAAAUGUUUAAAAGAAAA